This is a messenger RNA of Cornus florida, 2017 nucleotides long. Its product is annotated as wax ester synthase/diacylglycerol acyltransferase 4-like. Bases 299 to 1711 code for a protein of 470 amino acids. The record is from RefSeq and is a predicted model, not a curated record. Gene Ontology annotation, molecular function: long-chain-alcohol O-fatty-acyltransferase activity; diacylglycerol O-acyltransferase activity. Lineage: Eukaryota; Viridiplantae; Streptophyta; Magnoliopsida; Cornales; Cornaceae. The transcript has 5 exons. Gene Ontology annotation, biological process: triglyceride biosynthetic process. Gene Ontology annotation, cellular component: plasma membrane.
AUGGUACUCUCAGGCUUUGUUUGUUGUUUUUUUUUCCUCGUCAAGAAACUCCACACACACACACACACACGUAUUAGUAGAUUUGGACUCUUACAUCUCUUACUUUGAGAGAGAGAAGAAAUAUUAAUAUGUUACCGUUCUCGGUAUUGAUUAGUCCUUUAUGAGAGGUCGUUUUUAAAUUCUACAAUAAAUAUAACAAUGCCUACCCUCUAUGGCCAAUCUUUAACAUAGUGUCGUCUACAUUUAAGAGAAACAUUUUAUAUUUACUGGUAAACCAAGCUGAAGACCACUAACAAUAAUGGAGUUUAAGCAAGAAGAGUUAUCAGAGCCAGUCAGUCCCACAGGCCAAUACCUCAACAGCCCCGUGCUGUCGAUUUCUAUUAUCGGAGUUUUGGAAUUAGAAGUCCCCAUCGAUGACUCACCCACCAUGGCAUUGCUCAAGGAUGUAUUUCUCCCCAUCAACCCACGGUUUUCCUCGAUCAUGGUUAGAGAUGAAAAUGGAGUGAAACAUUGGAAGAGAGUUGAAGUGAAGCCCAUGGACCACGUUAAGUUCCCUACUUUCCCUGCUGAAAAGUCAGUAGAAUUCUAUGAUGAAUAUCUCAAUGACUAUAUAUCAAAGAUAGCCAUGGAUGAAUUUCCACAAAGUAGACCACUUUGGGAAAUCCAUAUCAUCAAGUACCCUACAACCAAUGCAGCUGGGACUUUGAUUUUCAAGCUCCACCAUUCAUUGGGUGAUGGUUAUUCAUUAAUGGGGGCUCUUCUAUCUUGUCUACAAAGAGCUGAUAAUCCUUCUCUUCCGUUAACAUUUCCUAAGCUUCAAACAAACGCAACAAAUUUGGGUGGUGAGAGCGGGAGCAUUUUCACUAGUGUGCCUCGGUUUUUCUCCGGCCUUGUCAACACUGUUUCGGAUUUUGGAUGGAGCCUUCUAAAGAGUACCGUGGUGGAAGAUGACCGGACACCAAUAAGAUCCGGGGAUGCCGGAAUGGAAUUCCGGCCGAUCACUAUAACUACCAUGACCUUCUCUCUUGAUCGCAUCAAACAAAUUAAGACCGAUCUUCGAGUGAGCAUAAAUGAUGUAAUCACGGGAACUAUCUUCUAUGGAACUCAAUUGUACAUGCAACAAGCAUCAUGUGAUGAGUUAAGGAAUGCGCAUUCUACAGCAUUGGUGCUGCUCAACACUCGGAACAUAGCUGGUUACAAGUCUGUUGAUGAAAUGGUGAUGAAGCCCCAAACUGUCACAAAAUAUUGGGGGAACCAAUUUGCGUUCCUGCACGUACCAAUUCCCGAGUUAAAUGAAACUGACUCUUCAGAUCCCAUCUGUUUUAUCUACAAAGCACACCAAAUGAUCAAGAAAAAGAGAAACUCCGGGGCUGUUUAUCUCACCGGCAGGUUGCUUGAGACACUGAGGAAACUUAUAGGCCCUGAGAGGACUGCUCGGUACAUGUAUGGCACAAUAAAGAACUCAAGCAUGGCCCUGACAAAUAUGAUCGGCCCGGUGGAGCAAAUGGCUUUGUCUAAUCAUCCUGUGAGAAGCUUCUAUUUUAUGGUGGUCGGAGUUCCACUGAGUCUUACAAUAACAAUGGUGAGUUAUACUGGAAAGCUAAGGGUUGCAGUUGGAACAAAGAAGGGCCUCAUAGAUCCGCAAAGGUUCAAGUCAUGCAUUGAGAAGGCCUUUGACAUGAUGUUCAAUGCCGAAGUGAAGUCCGCUUAACAAGUACUAGACUGAUACGAUCAGUCAAUUGGGCUCAUAUGAAAAUUAUAUCAUUAGUACUUUUUUUCAUAAAUAUGGAAGUAUAUUAUUGGCACUUCUCUUACUUUCAAAAUUAUUUCAGAACUUCAUAGUCUUUGGAAUAUGUCCUAAUUUUCUUUUUUUAUAUAUGUAAAAUAAGAUGCUAAUUGGUUCGAAUAAUCGUGAUUUUUUAAAUGGAAUUGUUAGCCAAGACGAAGCCAAAUAAAAAAGAUAGCUGCAUGAUCAAGGUUGAUUUUCCACCUUGUGCCUGUGCUAUUUCUUCCUGAA